GUUUUCCCCACUCACCGUUACCGCCCGCCCACGUCGCCUUACGCCUCAUUCAGAUUCUCGAAUCCAAUCAAAUUCCAAUAAUUUCACUUUAACCGCCGUCCGCCACCGCCUUUCUCCUCCAUCCACCGCCGCGAAUUCCUCUUGAGAUUCCCCAUUUCCCCGCUUCCUGAUUCUCUUCCUUUCUCUCUCCUCCAAUUCCUUCUGCUCCCACGAAACCCUGAUAUCCCCUUUCCCCCAAUCAGGGUUUCUCUACAUCCUCAUUUCCCCUCAGAUUUCCAGAAAAAUUUUGGCCUUCUCAUCCUUUUUAUCCAAUGCUCAACCCUAGGUCUUCUGAUAAGUCAAAUUCAGUCUUCCAUCUUUGUUUUAAUGGAUUUAAAUUAGGGCUCUGUAUUGUAAAUAGCUGGUAAUAGAUUAUUGAGCUCGGUUGUUGUAUCUUAUGCAGAAUAGCUGAUUUAUAUAGGGUUUGUGCAUUGGAAAUAAUUAGGAAAUGAAGCAACAGAAUAAGAAGAAGAGGAGGAAAUCGAAAGCUUCGAAAAACGAUGGAGUUUGCAAUUCUGAGGCAGCUGCUCCAUGUAAUGAUGAGGAUGUUUUGAGGAGAAUAUUGGAGCCUUUCCCUUGUGUUUCUGUUGAAGAAGCAGCCUCGGCUUACAAGGAAGCUAAUGGGGACCUGAACAAGGCUGCGGAGAUUCUUGGAAGGUUGGUGGAGAGCCGGGAGGAUAGGAGCACCACCUCCUCAGUUUCGAGCUGGAAUGCAGGUUCUAGCUCGUGUAUGAGUACGCCUGAGGAGGUGUUUGGAGAGGAUCAUAAGGCUCAGUGUGCGGUUAGGCAGAAGAGUAAGAUGAAGAAGGUUGUGGCUUCUGCUGGGACGGUGUCGACUGUGUUGGGGAAGGACUAUGUGAGCUCGACGCCAAAGAAGAAUUCUUCGAGAUUGAAGGGAUUUAAUGUUGAAAGUUACAGCAGCAAGGAAGAUAUGGAACAGUUCCUGUGCUCAAUGCUGGGAGAGGAGUCCCAGCUGAGCUUCUCUGUGGUUAGAGACGUGCUCUGUCAGUGUGGAUAUGAUGCUGAUAAGGCUCUAAACAUUUUGCUUGAAUUAUCAGCGUCCUCAGUUGAACAGACAAACACCGGAGAAGAGGCUUUUUUUUUCACUGACAGAAUCUCUGAUUCUUCUUCCUCGUCGGGAAGUGAUUUUCAAGAAAAUAUGUUGUAUGCAGGGAACCCAUGCAGGAAUCAGUUGAACUUUCUGGAUGGCGUUGAGCACUCUUUGCCCAGACAAGGAAAUUCGUCACAACUCUCGAAGGAAGUGCUAAAAUCCUUGUUUAAUAUGCCCACUCCUAAGAGCGCGGAACAUGAACCAGGUACUCUAAACUGGAGGAAUGUGGUGACAAAAAUGACGUCCUUGGGACUGAAAUCUGAGCCUUCCUCUGCCAACAGCAUUGCAGAUCCUCAUAACUAUGCUAAAGGAGAUGACUACCAGGUCUUCAGAGAAGCUUCAACAUGUCACUGGGAAUCAAUGAAAUCGUACUACCAAAAGGCUGCUUCAGCUUUUGCCAAUGGUGAACGGCAAUAUGCUGGUUAUCUUGCUGAUCAGGGCAGGGCACAAAACAGGAAGGCUCUGGAGGCUGAGGAAAAGGCUAGCCAGAAUAUAUUUGAAGCCAGAAAUAAGAGCAUAGAAAACAUUAUUACUAUCGACUUGCACGGGCAGCAUGUCAAAGAAGCAAUGAGGCUCUUGAAACUUCACCUUCUAUUUGGUGCAUUCGGACGAUCUGUGCGAUUAUUCAGAGUAAUCACUGGAUGCGGGGGCCAAGGUGUCGGGAAAUCCAAGCUGAAACUAACAGUAAUAAAUCUAUUAGAGAAGGAAGGAAUCAAGUGGAGUGAGGAAAAUAGGGGAACAUUGCUCAUCAAGCUUCAUGGACAAACAAACUUCAGCUUUCUAUAUUCUGAUAGUGAUAACGACUGACUAGUGAGGAAUUGCUAGUAAUUUAUAACCUCGUAACUCUUGCUUUGUUAUUAGACCAACCUAAGUGUCAAUUAGCUUUAGCUCCAUUGUAAACUAGAGUGUAACCAGUGGUUAAGCUAUGCUGACAUGGUCUGUACAGUGUUCUCUCCAACUCCAUCAGUUGUAUUACUCUACUGUAAUGUUUUAAAUCUCAUCUUUUAAUGUUAUUAAUUCUCAUCAGUUGUAUUA
Molecule: messenger RNA, 2185 nt
Organism: Ipomoea triloba (trilobed morning glory)
Lineage: Eukaryota; Viridiplantae; Streptophyta; Magnoliopsida; Solanales; Convolvulaceae
Product: SMR domain-containing protein At5g58720-like
Source: RefSeq, a predicted model, not a curated record